Hirundo rustica (Barn swallow) is the source of this 428-nucleotide messenger RNA. It is a transcript of the gene ATF7, whose product is annotated as activating transcription factor 7. Bases 84 to 428 code for a protein of 114 amino acids. Gene Ontology annotation, biological process: regulation of transcription by RNA polymerase II. Gene Ontology annotation, molecular function: DNA-binding transcription factor activity, RNA polymerase II-specific; cAMP response element binding. The transcript has 5 exons. The record is from RefSeq and is a predicted model, not a curated record. Lineage: Eukaryota; Metazoa; Chordata; Aves; Passeriformes; Hirundinidae.
UGGGGCGGGGGGGGGGCGGCGGGAGCCCCAGCGCGAGCGGCGCCAGCGCGAGGACCCGGCCCGGCUCCCUCAGGUGCUGAAGGAUGGGUGACGACCGGCCCUUCGUGUGCAGCGCCCCGGGCUGCGGACAGAGGUUCACAAACGAGGACCACCUGGCGGUUCAUAAACACAAGCAUGAGAUGACAUUGAAAUUCGGCCCCGCUCGCACCGACUCCGUCAUCAUCGCAGAUCAGACCCCGACCCCGACUCGGUUCCUGAAGAACUGUGAGGAGGUGGGACUCUUCAACGAGCUGGCCAGCUCCUUCGAGCACGAGUUCAAGAAAGCUGCUGAGGAUGAUGAGAAAAAGCGCCAUCGAUCCCGGCUGCCCCCGCAGCCCGGCGAGCGCCAGGGGCUGAAGGACAACGGGAUCUCAUCAGAAAGCAGCUAA